UACCCAGAUUUGGAUUUUGACUAUCGCACUGACAGCUUACCAAAUGGAACCAUUCCAUCUUCAAGCUUACAAAAUCAAUGGAAGUCUCUUUUUAAAUUUUUCUUAUUCAAACCUUACCUUAAUACCUAUAAGUGACAUUCCAAAAGCAGCAAAGAGGAUUGAUUUAUCUCAUAAUGCAAUUUACAUAAUUAGAAGAACAGAUUUUAUUGGACUGAAUUUGCUGACUGCACUUGAUCUCUCCCACAAUCAGAUUGAGAUAAUAGAAAGUGAGGCCUUUGCAAAUCUUUCCAACCUUAACUUCUUGGAUAUUUCUUUGAAUAAACAGCUUGGACAAAUCCCUGAACUUGGACCAAAUCUGAAGGUUCUACAGAUACAUGGAACAUCAGUGCAUUCUAUUUCAGGAAACAACUUUAAUCAGUUGCAGAAUUUAUCUCUUGAUACUGUUGGUAUAUUUGAUUUUGCACACUUCAGUAACCUGGAGAUACUACACUUGUAUGUACAUUUAAUACCAUAUCUAGAUUUUUCUGUUGAAAAUGAACAUCAUUUAAAAAGCCUCAUAAUUUCCCAGAACUGUAGUCCAGAAGAAGAACCAGUAAUACCUAGAACUUUAUGGAUUUUGAAACAGUUUUGGAAAACAGAAUUAGAUAAUGUGUACCUUUAUGGAGUUUUUCAUUGGAUGGAUAUUGUAAGAGUCCUGUAUUUGUUUCCAGGUCCAUUUAUAUCAAACAUUACAAUAACUGGAACCUUUAGAUUGUUACCAUCUUGUAAGCGUGAUGCUUGUGAAUUUCAAAAGAACAAAUUCAGCAGUGAUAUAACAAUUCCAAAUCAAAACAUAACACUGCAAUUGCAACAACAGCAGGAAAUGCACCUUGGCCAGGAAACCAGCCUACUUAGUUCUUUUUUCAUGUUACAGCUUCAGAACAUUUUUGAGCUUCAUAAACAUGUUGUUUCUUACAAUACUAGUUUGACAUUUUUGGAUAAGUUUAUUAAUAUCUGUUCUUCUCCAGUACAAGGGAUACUUGACUUGUCAAAUAUUGAUUUUAACAGUACUGCAUUGUUUUCUGAUGGAUUAAAUAUUACUGAGUGCAAAAUACAUUGUGAUAAAGUAUUGCUAUUGAAUGUUAGUCGAAGCAGUCUAAAACUCGAUCUACUAUCUUUGGUGUCCAUUGUUAAUGUGAUGGUCAAUUUACACCAUAUUGAUGCUAGUUUUAAUUUCUUGUACAUCAGCACAGGAAAUAUAAAUACAGAUUGUUACUUUGCAUCAAGCAAUCUGUUAAUCUUAAAUAUAAGUCACAAUCCUAUAAACAGUUUAGCUGACAUCUGCAUUCCUUCAACAAUUCGGAUUCUUGACCUCUCUUUCACUAAUUUAAUAGAAAUACCAGAAUCAUUCGCUAACAAAGUAACAAACUUGGAAACUAUAUAUUUACUGGGAAAUAGAUUUGUAUUUCAAGAUGAGAAAUGCCCUGAACAGUCAGAUACAUAUUGUUCAAUAAGCACGUGUGUGUAUACUGAGUCAUGGUCUUUGGUUAAUACCAGAGUUACACCUAUAAAAAGUAUCCCAUCAGCAGUUUGGCAUUUAGAGCUUGCAAACUGUUCCAUUGUAGAGCUUCCAGAGUGGUUACCUUUGCAAAUGAAAGGCUUACGUAAUGUAAGUCUUAGGAAUAAUUAUAUUUUUGCUGUUCCUUGCUUUUCUUCUUCUCUGGAACACUUGGAUGUAAGUAAUAAUCAGAUCAAAAACUUACCUCUGUGCCUUCAAACCUUGUCUAAUUUAACGGUACUCAAACUUCAAUAUAACAAUCUCCCUGCUCUCAACACUGAAACUUUGCCAUUAACGUUAACUGACAUGGACGUAAGUGGAAAUAAACUAGAUGCACUGCCAUUAAAUUUGAGCAGAGCAAUGCGUUUACUUCAACACUUUCGUGUUUCUGAAAAUGUUAUAACUAAAUUGUAUUUAGAAAGUUUACCAUUUCCACUUGAGUACCUUGAUUUAAGCCACAACUUAGUGUCAGUACUUCCUGAUGGCCUUGGUCAACAUCUAACAAAUUUAAAAUAUUUGAAUGUGUCGUGGAAUAAAAUUUCAUUUCUACAAACAGGUUCUCUUCCUGUUUCAUUGAUUAUGUUAGAUGUGAGCUACAAUGCUAUCACUACGAUAACAAAGGAAACAUUUAUGAGUCUCACAGACUUACAUUUUUUAACCAUUACAGAAAACAGCUUUUUCUGUAAUUGUGACUUAUACUGGCUGGUCAGUACAUUUACAUCUAGAAAAAAUCUGAUGAUCAAUGGAUGGGAUAGUCUUAUAUGUGCUUUUCCACAAGAGAGAAGGGGAACAUUUGUCAAGAAUUUUAAUCUAUCAGAAAUAGAUUGCAACCUUGGCCUCCAACUAGCAAUUACAGCAAGCGUGGCCACCAUUAUAGUGCUAGUUACAACCCUGUUGUGCUGGUAUUACAAUGUUAUAUGGUAUGUACAGAUGGGCUGGUACUGGUGCAUGGCUAAAAGGAAACAAUAUGAUAAAAUGGAGGACAAGUUGUAUGAUGCUUUUCUGUCGUACAGUGAAAGUGAUGCCAGUUGGAUUAAAGAAGAGUUACUGAAAAAGCUUGAAGGAAAUGGAUUCAGGAUAUGUUACCAUGAGAGAGAUUUUAGACCAGGACAUCCAGUGUUGGGUAACAUUUUCUACUGCAUAGAGAACAGUCACAAAGUAAUAUUCAUUCUUUCCAUGGGCUUUGUAAACAGCUGUUGGUGUCAAUAUGAACUAUAUUUUGCUGAGCAUAGGGUUCUGAAUGAAAACGAGGAUUCCCUCAUUAUGCUUGUCCUAGAAGACCUCCCACCUGACUGCGUACCGCAAAAAUUCAUUAAACUCAGGAAGCUCCUAAAGAAAAAAACAUAUCUGAAGUGGAGUCCAGAAGAAACGAAACAGGCCAUAUUUUGGCACCAGCUAAUCUCAAUAUUGAGAACAUGUAAUUCUCCAUUUGUUGAAACAGGCAUUAGAUUAGAAGAGUCAAUAAAUACUUGAAGUCAAAUCAGAAUAAAGCCCAGCCUUGUGAAAAUGGACAUAACUGCUAACUAGGUUGCAGAUUUAAAAGUAUGAUUUUUGUUUUGUUGCACCGGUGUUUUUGUUCUGAAAUACAUUGGCAGUUUGGCAUAACAUAAAGUCACCUGAAAAUGCAUUCACUGAAAUCACAUCUUGAAGUUUGGGAAGGUAAAGCAGUUGGGUUAAAUAACCUGUGCUGUAAUUUACUAUGAUAUCUACUAAGGGAAAGAGAAAACUCCUGAAAAAUUCCCAUAAACCAUAGUUUCUGUUUACUGCCCUGUCCAUUUAACAUAUUAAUUUUGGGAAGAAGUAGCAAUUUGCUUUAUUUACUAUGGCUUCCUUAAAUGGGAGAAUAGACCCUGUAACCCUAUCAUGUUCUGCCAUCUGAACUGCAAAACUAUAUGUAAUUCAGAGCUAUCCAAGUAUCAUCUAAGUGAGAGUGUUAUGAAUUUGGAUGUGAUACUCAUUUUAAUAAUAAUAUCUCAACAAUUUCCUAUUUAAAACUUAUGCUGUACAUCUUAGUAAAAAGAUAGCAGCCAAAUUUGCUAAAACUGGAAUUGGAACAGGAACAGCACAUCUUAUAUACAAAUAUAUUUUGCACAUUCAAAUCUCAGAUGAAUAUUUUAUGUUCAAACUUGUUGCAACAUUCUAAUGAAUUCUGUGUUGCAUUCUGUGGUGUCAGGAUUUGAAUACUCACUCUGUCCUUUACCAGAGUACUACUCUAGUCAAAGCAUCCACAUUCUAAGCUGAACAUAUAUUAGUUUUUCCCUGCAAAUUAUUACCAUAGUAAAUUGCUAAGUCCAAUGAAAGGUACACACUCACAGUUUUCUUAACCAGAGUGCUUCAGCUACUGUAAAAGUCACAUGGACAACUACAAGUCAUUUAACAGUUCAUGUUGACACUGAGUUUUAUUGUACUGGUUACAGGAUAAAAGUAAUGCCUUCUGGCUUUUCCCGGUUAGGGGUUGCCACAGCAGAACUCCGGUCCGCUAAUGACUGGCAGUGUUUUUUUACGG
Protopterus annectens (West African lungfish) is the source of this 4043-nucleotide messenger RNA. RefSeq names its product toll-like receptor 2 type-2. NCBI's taxonomy places the organism in Eukaryota, Metazoa, Chordata, Ceratodontiformes, Protopteridae. Gene Ontology annotation, molecular function: protein binding; transmembrane signaling receptor activity. The record is from RefSeq and is a predicted model, not a curated record. The transcript has a single exon. Gene Ontology annotation, cellular component: membrane. Gene Ontology annotation, biological process: immune response; toll-like receptor signaling pathway. Bases 44 to 3010 code for a protein of 988 amino acids.